GCAGAGGACCCAAUGACAAGAGACAAUCUCACAAUUGUGGUAGAAUUCAUUCUCCUGGGAUUUUCUGACCUUCCCAACCUCCAAGGAUUUCUCUUUGCAGUUUUCUUUAUUAUCUAUAUAAGUGUACUGAUAGGAAAUGGCCUCCUCAUUAUCAUAACCAAGAUUGACCCAAGCCUCCAAACACCAAUGUAUUUUUUCCUUGGGAACUUUUCCUUCUUGGAAAUCUGUUACACAUCAGUCACUCUGCCCAGAAUGCUGGCAGAUCUCUUGACCCAGAAGAGAACUAUUUCAUUCCUACAAUGUGCUGUACAAACUUGUUCCCUUUAUGUUUUAGGAGUGGCAGAAUGCUUGCUCCUGGCUGUGAUGGCAUAUGAUCGUUACGUAGCCAUCUGUAAGCCUCUCUACUAUCCUCUGAUCAUGAAUCGCAGGAUUUGCAUCCAACUGGUUGUGGUGUCCUGGAUCAUUGGAGUCCCGGUACUGGUAGAAGAGACAUAUCAGAUUUUCUGUCUCAAUUUUUGUGGUCCUAAUAAACUUAAUCACAUUUUCUGUGAUGCUGCACUAUUGCUGGAAUUGGCCUGUGGGGACACAUAUAAAAGAGAGGUCUCUGUCCAUGUUGCUGCAUUGGCAUUUGUCCUAAUUCCAUUUCUGUUGAUCCUCACAUCCUAUGUCAAAAUCAUCAUUACCAUCCUAAGACUUCCUUCAAACUCAGGGAGAUCCAAAGCCUUUUCCACCUGUUCUUCCCACCUCAUUGUUGUGGGCUUAUUUUAUGGAUCUGGUAGUAUUGUGUAUUUGAGGCCAAAAUCCCAUCACUCUACAGGAUCAGUCAAAGUGCUUGCUCUCUUCUAUACUACUGUGACCCCAGCAUUUAACCCCUUGAUAUAUAGUCUCAGAAAUAAGGAUGUCAUUGCUGCUUUGAGAAAACUGUUUCCUAAGUGA
Messenger RNA from Antechinus flavipes (yellow-footed antechinus), 936 nucleotides. Its product is annotated as olfactory receptor 10AG1-like. Gene Ontology annotation, molecular function: olfactory receptor activity; G protein-coupled receptor activity. The record is from RefSeq and is a predicted model, not a curated record. Lineage: Eukaryota; Metazoa; Chordata; Mammalia; Dasyuromorphia; Dasyuridae. Gene Ontology annotation, cellular component: membrane. The coding region runs from base 13 to 936 and encodes 307 amino acids. The transcript has a single exon. Gene Ontology annotation, biological process: G protein-coupled receptor signaling pathway.